GAAGGUGCAAUGGCUCAAGAAUCUCCAAAAAAUUCUGCAGCAGAAAUUCCUGUGACUAGCAAUGGGCAGCUAGAAGAUUCUCAUGAGCACAGCUUUAACAGGGACUUGAAACGCUCAUUACCAGUUGGACUAGGACUUUCUGAAACCAAAAUAACAUCUCAUGGGUUUGACAGCACCAAAGAGGGAGUUGUUGAGGCAGGACCAUUUCCAGGUAAAGGUUCCUCAGCAUCACCCAAAUCAUCUGUUAUAUCUCCUAGCAGUGCAGCAGCUAGCAGACUGGCUGGACAAGGUUGUGAUUUAAUUAUUCCCACAGGGGGCAGAGCGCAGCAGAGGAGUGGACCUGUUGUGUUAGCAGAUGAAGUGAAAAACCCAGCAAUGGAGAAACUGGAAUUGGUGAGAAAAUGGAGCCUAAACACCUACAAGUGUACACGUCAGAUCAUCUCUGAAAAACUGGGUCGUGGCUCAAGAACAGUAGAUCUGGAACUAGAAGCUCAAAUAGAUAUUUUGAGAGAUAACAAAAAAAAAUACGAAAAUAUCCUGAGACUGGCUCAGACACUGUCCACGCAACUCUUCCAGAUGGUACAUACCCAAAGGCAACUUGGAGAUGCAUUUGCUGACCUGAGUUUGAAAUCAUUGGAACUUCAUGAGGAAUUUGGCUACAAUGCAGAUACACAGAAACUUCUAGCUAAGAAUGGAGAAACUCUACUUGGGGCUAUUAACUUUUUUAUUGCCAGUGUGACUACAUUGGUGAAUAAAACAAUGGAAGACACGUUAUUGACUGUGAAACAGUACGAAACUGCCAGAAUUGAAUAUGAUGCCUAUCGAACAGACCUAGAAGAGUUGAAUCUUGGCCCUCGUGAUGCAAACACUCUGCCAAAGAUUGAGCAAUCACAACAACUGUUUCAAGUGCAUAAAGAGAAAUAUGACAAAAUGCGUAAUGAUGUAUCUAUCAAACUGAAAUUUUUGGAAGAAAACAAGGUUAAGGUAUUGCACAAUCAGCUUGUUCUGUUCCACAAUGCCAUUGCAGCAUACUUCUCCGGGAAUCAAAAGCAGCUUGAACAGACUCUUAAAGAGUUCCACAUCAAAUUGAAAACUCCUGGAGCAGAUGCCCCAUCCUGGCUGGAAGAACAGUAAUCAGAUGAGAGGACCCAAUGUUAACAUGAAAACUUUAAAUCUGAUAAUAAUUCAAGGUUGGGGUUGAAAGACUGUUGUAGUGAUUCUUGCACAGAGAGCUUUAAUUAAUCCCAUCCCCACCCCCUGCCUUUUAUAAUACUGUACAACUGAGUUUGGUGGGAAAAUG
Indicator indicator is the source of this 1300-nucleotide messenger RNA. It is a transcript of the gene ARFIP1, whose product is annotated as ADP ribosylation factor interacting protein 1. The record is from RefSeq and is a predicted model, not a curated record. Gene Ontology annotation, molecular function: protein domain specific binding; phospholipid binding. Gene Ontology annotation, cellular component: trans-Golgi network membrane. The transcript has 8 exons. Gene Ontology annotation, biological process: regulation of Arp2/3 complex-mediated actin nucleation; intracellular protein transport. The coding region runs from base 10 to 1134 and encodes 374 amino acids. Lineage: Eukaryota; Metazoa; Chordata; Aves; Piciformes; Indicatoridae.